Ambispora leptoticha is the source of this 1182-nucleotide messenger RNA. Lineage: Eukaryota; Fungi; Glomeromycota; Glomeromycetes; Archaeosporales; Ambisporaceae. The record is from the annotation of a GenBank genome assembly.
AUGAAAUUUAAAUUAGUCGCUUUGCUUCUUUCCGUAAUAUUAAUCCACAACAUCAACGGGAAUCCGACAACGAAAUUAAUCAACAGCGAAGAUAACCACGACACUACAAUAAGAAUUCUGCUUCACGCCAAUCCCUUCUAUAAACGAAACACACCCAUAGAACAUUUACAAGCAAUUGAGAAACGCAAUAAAGAUCGCGAAAACAGGAAACACAACAAAAAGAAAAAAGCUGCACGACUUCCAAUAAACGCGGUAGGAAACAACAACCAGUGGAUUGGUGAUGUCCACAUCGGCACGCCUCCUCAAAAGUUCACGCUUGAGUUCGAUACCGGCUCUUCGGACCUAUGGGUGGCUUCGGUAUUUUGUGCAAAAGCUAUGUGUGACGGCCAUAAUUUAUAUGAUCCGCACAAGUCUUCUACGUAUCAUGACUUGAAGACUAAAUGGGAUAUGAGAUAUUUAGAUGGAUCGAAUGUGAAUGGGUUUCUCGCAAAAGAUACCUUGCAGGUUGGUAGCAUCGAAAUCCACGAUCAGAUUUUCGCAUUGGCCACAAAUCAGACUGCCGAGUUUCAAAAAGAUGUGGUGGAUGGUGUCAUUGGAUUAGGAUUAAACACGAACACGCGAAUCGAGGGUGUAAAAACCCCACUCGAUAAUAUGAUAGAUCAAGGAUUGAUCAAGGAAGCACUGUUUUCCGUGUAUUUAGUCGAAGGGAAGAACGGCGGCGGUGGUGAAUACUUAUUUGGUGGAUAUGACAAACUCAAAAUAAAAGAUGAUGUUACAUUCGUCUCAUUAUCAUCGACACGAGAAUGGGUGAUUCCCCUAACAAAUAUCCACGUGGGCAACAACUCAAUUGAUAUCACGGGAAAUGCGCUAGUCGAUACAGGAACUUCGGUAAUUCUCUUGAGCUCCAACGCGGCCAAACAAGUGUUUCGACAAAUUCCCGGUUCGAAAAUCGUCAAAAUAAAAGGAAAUACUAUGGACGUGGAAGACCGUGGGUUUAUGAUACCGAUCGAAGAUAUUAUACUUGAAAAGAUCGAGGAAAUUCCUCAUUAUUGUUAUGCAGGUAUUCAGGCGGGCGCACCAGAUGAUAUUUGGAUCUUGGGCAGUAUUUUUAUAAAGAAACAUUAUUUGAUUUUUGAUCAAGGUCAAAAGCGAAUUGGAAUUGCAAAUCGCAUAGAUCCCUAG